AUUUAUUUCCAAAAAACACUCAUUAUGGAUAUUAACGAUAUAUUUAAAGAGUCAGUAACCAGCACUACGCUGAAUGUCGGCAAGGGAAAGCGCAAGAUGGGCUCGGCCCCCAGCAUGCGGCUGCUCAAGGAGCGCGGCUACGGUAUUGAAGGUGAGGGCGAAGUGACCGAGGGAUCCGCCAAGCGACCGAAACCCGACGACAACAACAGCGACGUCUCCGAUAUAGACGACACCGAAGGCGGGCGUUUCUUCUCCGACGGCCUAACAAAGCAACAAAAGGGCGUCCUGCAAUGGGUGGACAACGCUGAGGACAUUGAGGAGCAUCUGGACAAGGACACGGUGCGCCGGCUGGUUGCGCGUCUAGAGCGUGCAAUGUCGAAAAACACCGAGGACCGGAUUAAGUACGCGCAGUCGCCAGCAGAAUUUGCCGAAUCAGAAGCUGACCUGGAUGAAGCUCUAAGGAAUUUGCUCCCGUUGACCAACAGUGUGCAGGAUUUGCAUGUUCUCGAUGACUUGGGUGCAUUGCCGACUUUGGUUGAGCUGCUGGGUCAUGAAAAUGAGGAUAUUGUGAUGGACAUUGUUGAGCUUGUGAGCGAGCUGACUUCGAUGGACGCGUGGAGCCAAGAGGGUGAGUCGCAGGAGGAGCGCCAGCAGGUAGUGGGGUUCAUAAAGGCCCUGGAAAAGCAUGCUUUUUUUGAGGCCCUGGGUCACAGCCUGCGGCGGCUGGACGAGAGCACCGGGUCUGCUUACGACAGCGAUGACGCUUCGGGCGUGGCCAAGAUGCUGGACAUUGUUGAGAAUCUCACAACCCUGGAUGCAUCACUGGCCGAGACCGCUGUCAACUCCAUGAGGCUUCUGGACUGGCUGCAAGCACGCAUAUGCACAAGCCCCGAUACAAGUAGCAGGAACAUCGAGACAACCGAUGUCAACCAGCAGUAUGCCGCCGAGCUCAUUGCUAUUUUGCUUCAGACCUCGACGAAAAUCUGCCAAUCCGCGGCGAAAACACCUCUAAUGGAUGCACUGCUCAAGUGUCUAGCCAAGUACCGCAAGCGUACGCCCGAGGAUGCGGUAGAAAUGGAGUAUUUGGAAAACAUUAUCAACUCGCUCUGCGUGCUCGUUGCUACGCCGCAGGGAAGGCAUGAGUUCGAGUCAUUGGAGGGUGUUGAGCUUCUGGUAUUGCUACAGAAGCAGCCGGAGAUUGGCCGCCUGUUGUCGCUUAAGAUCCUAGACUACGCGUUGUCACCGUCAGAGACCGCCCUCGAGCAGGUUGGCGCCUUGGACGCUGAUCUGCUCGUCCGGCGGUCUAUCGCUAAGCGGUAUAUCGAGGGAAUGGGCCUGAAAUACCUGUUUUAUGUGCUGAUGAGACGCGGAAAGGGCGCCGCCCAGAAGCUCUACAGGGACCACCCAGAGUCCGACGAGCGCAUCAUGAGCUGCGUGUCCUGGCUUUUCCGACUCACCGAGAGGGAGUCUCCGUUGCAUUGGCGCGUGUUGGCCAAAUUUGUGCCUUCGCUGGCGGACGAUGCUAGCUGGAAGCUCCAUGUUGACCGCUUGGUUGAACUGAACAUCCAGUACUUUGACUCGCUGAGGGAGGCUGAAGAGCAGAUGAAUGCGAGCGACAGCGAGGGCGAAGACAAAGAGGAGGAGCGGUAUUUGGUUAGACAGGAUGCUGGUCUUUUCUCUCUGCAAAUGUCGGAUAUUGUUAUUGCGUUUGUGGCUGUGGAUGGCGAGGCACGAGAGCGCAUUGAACAGAGGUUAAGGCGAAAGGGGCGCAGUUUGGAUAUGGUUGUGGAGGAACUCGCCGAGUAUAUUUCUGUCAAGCAGGCGAGCUCGCUCGCGUCCUUGAACCCCAAGGGCAAGGCCAAGGCCACCGCUGGCACCACAAAUCUGUCAAACAUGCUCGACAGUUUGUAAUGACAAUGUUCAACACUGGAUAAAAUAAGGAGACUACAAAUAUCUAAUGAAAAUUCAAACCCAAUCCGCUGCUAAAUGCUUAUGAAUGGUUCACAUGUGUGUGCUGCCUUUUUCCUACCUUUUCUAAAUAAGAAAAAAAAUGAAAAGG
Molecule: messenger RNA, 2059 nt
Organism: Kickxella alabastrina
Lineage: Eukaryota; Fungi; Kickxellomycota; Kickxellomycetes; Kickxellales; Kickxellaceae
Product: Catenin-beta-like protein
Exons: 1
Coding region: 25-1911 (628 amino acids)
Cellular component (GO): spliceosomal complex
Molecular function (GO): protein binding
Source: RefSeq, a predicted model, not a curated record